UUGCAGUGAAUUUAGAUGGGGAGUACGACGGUACAAAAAGGAUUACUAGCAAUAAGCAUUCUGUUAACUAUCAUUGGUCUUGGAUUUACUUUUGCUGGCGUAUUUUCACCAGCCUGGCAAAUAGUUGACAUCCGUGAAUUUCGAGCCGAACAUCAACACGGACUGUGGUGGGAUUGUACUCGAGCAGAGAAACAUGUUGUUGCAGUGGCUGAUUUCUAUGCUGAAGAACCAUUGCACUGCAUGUAUAAGUUCGAUCAUAGCGCUGCAAUGGUCAUCGAGAAUACUCUAAAUAAUGUUGAUGAAGAUGGAGCUGCUGGUGAAUCUGAGCAUCAUCGAUUUAGGGCAUGGCAUAAAGCAAUCCUUUUUUUCAUUCUCUUUUCACAGUUCCUUGCAUUCAUCUCAAUAUGUACCGGAGUUUGCAUACCUUGUUUUCGACCUACGGCAUUUGUUUUCACCACUUCACUUUUCUUAGCUUUGCUAUGCUCAUUGAUUGCUGAUGGCGUUUUCUUCCUGGCGGCAAACAGAGUGGACAAUCGUUUUGUGCAGGGAAUGGUUGGCAGCUAUGAACAGCGGAUCGGUUACGCUUUUUAUGUGCAUCUGAUCGGUACAUUAUGUUGGAUAGCCUCUUUUCUGUUCGCCAUGUUAACCACCUACAAAUUUUUCACGGAACGGUAUUCUUCUCGUUCUGGCGCACAUUUCCGUUGCGAUGCUGAUCCACCGCUUCUGGAAAAGUACAAUGUGGCACCAUGCAGGCCAUCACCACCAGUACCGUACGUUCGUGAACAUACAUAUCGGGUUACAAGUGCUUAACUGAUACAAUUUAUGGCCACAUAUUCAAUGAACAUGAUUAGGCUGCUCCGCAACAACAGCAAAUUCUUGUCUGCUGGAUUAGAUAAUGCUCUCCUUGGGACCAUUUUGAAAUUCAUUGGAUUUUUC
Loa loa (African eye worm) is the source of this 936-nucleotide messenger RNA. RefSeq lists its product as hypothetical. The transcript is spliced from 6 exons. The coding region runs from base 16 to 810 and encodes 264 amino acids. The record is from RefSeq and is a predicted model, not a curated record. Lineage: Eukaryota; Metazoa; Nematoda; Chromadorea; Rhabditida; Onchocercidae. Gene Ontology annotation, cellular component: membrane.